AUGGCUGCUGAGAAGCAGGUCCCGGGUGGCGGCGGCGGAGGCGGCGGCGGCGGUGGUGGCUGGCUCUUGGGGGCUAAGAAGCGAAGCCAUCUUCGGGGGGGGGGCGAGGAGACGCUCUGCGGCGGUUGCCAUGACAACGGUCGCCAAACCGGAUCUGACCGGCCGCAGGAGGGGGCCCCUUUCGUGGCUGCCACGCUGUAUCUGGCGGGGACCGCGGCUCGGGAUCGGGCCAGUCUCCCGGUGAGCCGGACAGGCCGUGGGGUCGUGGGGUGCCUGGAGUCGUCCGAGGACCAGUUUGACAGCCUGGAGAAGCACACCCAGUGGGGCAUCGACGUCCUGGAGAAAUACAUCAAGUUCGUGAGGGAGCGGACGGAGAUCGAGCUCAGCUAUGCCAAGCAGCUCAGGAAUCUUUCGAAGAAAUACCAACCAAAAAAGAACUCCAAGGAGGAGGAAGAAUACAAGUACACAUCGUGCCAAGCCUUCCUGUCCACCCUGCACGAGACCAGCGACUACGCCGGGCAGCACGAGGUCAUCUCUGAGAACAUGACGGCGCAGAUCGUGGUGGACCUGGCCCGCUACGUCCAGGAGCUGAAGCAGGAGCGCAAAGCGAACUUCCACGACGGGCGGAAGGCACAGCAGCACAUCGAGACUUGCUGGAAGCAGCUUGAAUCUGCGCGGCAGCAAGCUCAGAUCCGACAGCAGAUGGCCGAGGACAGCAGAGCCGACUACUCCUCCAUCCUGCAGAAGUUCAACCUGGAGCAGCGCGAGUACUACCGCACCCACAUCCCCAGCAUCUUCCAGAAAAUCCAGGAGAUGGAGGAGCGGCGCGUUGUGAAGCUGGGCGAGAGCCUGCGGACCUACGCCGAGGUGGACCGGCGGGUGAUCCCCAUCAUCGGGAAGUGCUUGGACGGCAUCGCCGCCGCGGCCCAGGCCAUCGACCAGAAGCGCGAUUCACAGCUGGUGAUAGAGGCGUACAAGUCCGGCUUCGAGCCUCCCGGUGACGUCGAGUUUGAGGACUACACGCAGCCCAUGAGGCGCGCCGUGUCCAACAGCAGCCUGUCGGCGCCCCGGGCGGACGGCAAGGCCGAGCCCAGGUUCGGCAGCAAAUCCAAAGGGAAGCUGUGGCCGUUCAUCAAGAAGAACAAGUCUCCCAAGCAGCCAAAGGAGCCCCUCUCCCACCGCUUCAACGAGUUCAUGACCUCCAAACCCAAAAUGCACUGCUUCCGGAGCCUGAAGCGCGGGCUCUCUCUCAAGCUGGGGUCCACGCCCGAGGACUUCAGCAACCUCCCGCCUGAACAGAGAAGGAAGAAGCUGCAGCAGAAGGUGGACGAACUGAACAGGGAGAUUCAGAAGGAGAUGGAUCAGAGAGACGCCAUAACCAAAAUGAAAGAUGUUUACCUGAAGAACCCACAGAUGGGGGACCCGGCCAGCCUGGACCACAAGCUCGCAGAGGUCAGCCAGAAUGCAGAGAGGCUGCGGCUCGAGGCGCAGAAGUUUGAGGUGUGGACUGGGGCUGAGGAACAGAGACCGUGCGGGAUGCGUGUCAUUCCCAGUGCGCCCCGGGAGGAAUCCCACGGCUCCUUCACUGGGAGCCUCCGGCAGGGCGGCACACACGUGUGAUCCCAGCACUUCGGAGGCUGAGGCAGGAGGGUUGCAAAUUCAAGCCCAGCCUCCGAAAUUCAGUGACUUAGUGAGACCCUGUCUCAG
Fukomys damarensis (Damara mole-rat) is the source of this 1707-nucleotide messenger RNA. It is a transcript of the gene Fnbp1, whose product is annotated as formin binding protein 1. Gene Ontology annotation, biological process: signal transduction. NCBI's taxonomy places the organism in Eukaryota, Metazoa, Chordata, Mammalia, Rodentia, Bathyergidae. The transcript is spliced from 14 exons. The coding region runs from base 1 to 1620 and encodes 539 amino acids. The record is from RefSeq and is a predicted model, not a curated record.